Messenger RNA from Arthroderma uncinatum, 1251 nucleotides. RefSeq lists its product as uncharacterized. The coding region runs from base 1 to 1251 and encodes 416 amino acids. The transcript has a single exon. The record is from RefSeq and is a predicted model, not a curated record. NCBI's taxonomy places the organism in Eukaryota, Fungi, Ascomycota, Eurotiomycetes, Onygenales, Arthrodermataceae.
AUGGAAGAGACUCCCCCAGAGAUACUCUCUGAUUUAUCAGAGACAGUGAUAACAUCAAAGGCAGCAGGUAUACCAGGACAGGCAGAAAAUGCCAACAAGCCGGAGUUUCCAGUGCAAGUCAACCUCUCUCCCAUCGCCAAGCGCGCAUGGAGUCUGGCUAGCGAAGCCACCGGUCGCCUACAGUGUUUUCAGAGGCGUGCCGAACGUUGGUUUCACGACGCAUCGGCCGCUGGAGUAGACUGGAGAAAGCGGGAAAUCUAUCUGGAAGAGGCGACCAGGGUAGAACAAAGGUGGAUGUUGCUCCUCGCCAAGUUUAAGCUGUAUAAAGAGACGGAGGCGAGCUUAAGGCCCAUUGAGAGCAAGCUGAAUACAUCUUACGCCCGUCACAUACUGGCCUUCCGGCGCGCCGUCUUUGUCAACCGCUAUCGAAUAAUAUUUGAACGUUUAAACUUGCGUGGGAGCAUGAAUGUGUCUCCAGACUUGGACAAAACGGUAGCUGAUCAGAUAUCGAUGUGGACGUCGUUCGAAGAGCGCAUCAGGGGCGAACAAAAAGCGGCAUACCAUCCCCAAUCUGGAGGUCCUGCAGCAUCAAAAGCCUUUGCACAGGUAUGCAAGCAGCUGGGCAUCGAUUGGUAUCAAUCUAUGGAAACAGUCCUUGGCUUUGGGAGACGGGGGAUGCUACCGCCCGAUAUCCUCUCAUACAUCGAGCAUGGGCAGCUCCAUCUGGUCCGCCAUUACAUUACAUCCGACGUUAGAGACUUUCCGUUCCUCUAUUUUCCAGCGGAUAUAGAAUAUACCAGACGACUCUUGAUUGCUAAUACGCUGUUGAGGUUGCUUCGCAGGUGGUACCCGCCGGGGCCUAACCAGAAUGAACCAGGCCCUCAAUUUUACGAAGACAAGAGGAGGCUGAAUUCUGGAGGCGUUAUCGGAACAUAUACAGCCAGGGAGCAGAUAGCUGAUGAAAUUGCCAUGCAGUUGUCCAGUUCUGAGUAUCAGGAUCGAGUAGAAAUGCUCUUCAGCCACCUUUUGUCUAGACGGCUUAUGAUUGUUAAAGAGGUGGAAAGGAAUGAGCUAUAUCAUGUAGCUUGGCUCAGGAGAAGUGCAGAGCGCCAUUUACUGUUGUCAGAGGAGCUGGGCAUGAUGAUGGAUCUUAUACGAGGAGACCAGGCAGUGGGGAAAUCGCAGUUUGGGAGUUAUGGCGAGCAUGUAGUCCCGCUAGAUACCUUCUACGGAGCAAGUCCUGUCGGGUAG